AAACAUCGAUGAGAGAGAAACACCGAUCAGCUGCCUCCUGCACGCCCCCUACUGGGGAUGUGCCCACAACCCAGGUACAUGCCCUUGACCGGAAUCGAACCUGGGACCCUUCAGUCCGCAGGCCGACGCUCUAUCCACUGAGCCACACCGGUUAGGCAUCAAGUGCAUCUUUCUCCAGGAUGCGUUGUAAGCCUCCAGCCUCCCUUCGAGCGCCUGCAGUCACCGGGAGCUUCAUUCACACCGUCCAGCGCCUGCAAUUUCCCGUCGCGUCGCGCAGCUCGAACAAAAACAAAGGUGCUUGCCUGCAGAGAGCCGGGAGUGUUCCCACCUGCAGUGCCUACUCACUCGUGUCAGAGCUUUCAGGGGAUUCAGUAACAAAAGUAAAAUACAUCUUGAUGUGAUGGGUGCCAGUAGCCACUUUUUAAAGAAUUGGAGUUGAAAACACUUGCUUGGAGAAUCAAAAUGUUCCAUGUAUUCACUGUACGUUACGUUACUACACAUCAUUAAACCUACAAGGGCAUCAACAUAGUCAGCCGUCGAAACAGUACAGAAGUUAGAAUUAAGUCACUUCUCUACUUCAAGAUGUUAAAGUGGAGCGCCAGAUUUCCUGCAGCAAAAGAGCCUCUUUCGGUGCCGUGGAGUGGUUGAUUCAGUGAGAGACUUGGAGCCUUAGUAAAUAAUACCUAAUUAUUACAGGUGCCACAGGAAACAGUGUUGCCAUAAACACAGUGUACAACUUGUCAAUAGAUUUUAAUUCCAGAAGUCCAUUUAUAGGAUAUUGAAUAAUAUAAUACUUUUAAGAAAAAAUGGAUGAAGAACCUGAAAGAACUAAGCGAUGGGAAGGAGGCUAUGAAAGAACAUGGGAGAUUCUUAAAGAAGAUGAGUCAGGAUCACUGAAAGCUACAAUAGAAGACAUUCUCUUCAAAGCAAAGAGAAAAAGAGUAUUUGAGCACCAUGGACAAGUUCGACUUGGAAUGAUGCGCCAUCUUUAUGUGGUAGUAGAUGGGUCAAGAACAAUGGAAGACCAAGAUUUAAAGCCGAAUAGACUGACAUGUACUUUAAAGUUGUUGGAAUACUUCGUAGAGGAAUAUUUUGAUCAAAAUCCUAUUAGUCAGAUUGGAAUUAUUGUGACAAAGAGUAAAAGAGCGGAAAAACUGACAGAACUCUCAGGAAACCCUAGAAAACACAUAACAUCUUUGAAGAAAGCUGUAGAUAUGACCUGCCAUGGGGAGCCAUCUCUUUAUAACUCCUUAAACAUGGCUAUGCAAACUCUAAAACACAUGCCUGGGCAUACAAGUAGAGAAGUCCUAAUCAUCUUUAGCAGCCUCACAACUUGUGAUCCAUCUAAUAUCUAUGAUCUAAUCAAGACCCUAAAGACAGCUAAAAUUAGAGUGUCUGUUAUUGGAUUGUCUGCAGAAGUUCGGGUUUGCACUGUACUUGCUCGUGAAACUGGUGGCACAUACCAUGUUAUUUUAGAUGAAAGCCAUUACAAAGAAUUGCUAACACAUCAUGUUAGUCCUCCUCCUGCUAGCUCAAGUUCUGAGUGCUCACUGAUUCGUAUGGGAUUUCCUCAGCAUACCGUUGCUUCUCUGUCUGAUCAAGAUGCAAAGCCCUCUUUCAGCAUGGCGCAUUUGGAUAGCACUACUGAGCCAGGACUUACAUUAGGAGGCUAUUUCUGCCCACAAUGUCGGGCAAAGUAUUGUGAGCUUCCUGUUGAAUGUAAAAUCUGUGGUCUUACUUUGGUGUCUGCUCCCCAUUUGGCACGGUCUUACCAUCAUUUAUUUCCUUUGGAUGCUUUUCAAGAAGUUCCCCUAGAAGAACAUAAUGGCGAAAGAUUUUGUUAUGGAUGUCAAGGGGAAUUGAAAGACCAACAUGUCUAUCAUUGCACUGUGUGCCAAAAUGUUUUCUGUGUGGACUGUGAUGUUUUUGUUCAUGACUCUCUCCACUGUUGUCCUGGCUGUAUUCAUACUAUUCCAACUCCUUCAGGUAUUUGAUUCCAGCAUAUAGUACACAUUAAAAAGAAACUUACAACUGUAAAUAAAAUGAUUCUUUAGAAGAAGCUCCAAUUAAAACAUGAAAAGCAGUUCAAAAGGAAGAUCUGACUUAAGAAACUUUUUUGCUAAGAAAAUGUAAUAUUUUAUUAUAUUUUAAAAUUUGUGUCCUGCUACAGCAAUCCUUAGAAUUCAAUAAUAGUUCUUUUAGUUAAUUUUGUUUUCUAUUAUUUUUGAGUCAUAAUGUUUUCUUUUUUUAAAAAUAAUUAUUUAUUGUUGAAAGUAUUACAUAUGUCACCUUUCCCCCAUUGAGUUACAUUAUUAUAUUUAUAAUUUUCAGUGAUUUAGUUUUAUUGAUUAUUAGUAUAAAAAGAAAUUAAGUAUAAGUGUUAAUUCAAUGUAGGAUAAAAAUUAAUUAAUGGUUAUGAAAUUAAUGCCUACUGAUAUAUUUGGGUUUAAAUCUCUUAUCUCACUUUAUGUGAUACUAUUCCAUCUUUAUUUUUCUCUUCUUUCUUGCCUUUUUUGGAUUGAUUCUUUUAUACUAUUCUAGGUUUUUCUUCAACUAGCUUGGAAAUUACAUACUUUAUUUUUUUAGUGAUUACCCUAGAAAUUACAAUUCGCAUAAUUUAUUAACUUGGGUCCUCUGGGUGUGGUUGGGUGGGAAGAGAUUAACCAAAGAACUUAUAUGCAUAUAUGCAUAAACCAUGGACACAGACAAUAGUGUAGUGAAGGCCUGGGGUGGGGCGUAGAUGUGGGCUAGAAGAGGUCAAUGGGGAAAAAACGGGACAUCUGUAAUACUUUCAACAAUAAAGAUAAAUUUUUUUUUUAAGUAGAACCUGAGGCAAAGAUGAAAGUAUUGUUCCUUUAUUUGGGAGGUUCUGGAAAGUGAGGGUAGGGCAGAAAAAGGAAUGAGGUUGAGGUCAUGUCGAUUUCCAGUCAAAGGCACCUACCUCUGCUUGUACGUGCAGGAGGCAACCAGUUGAUGUGUCCUUCUUGUAUCAAUGUUCUCUCUCUAUCUCCCUCUUCCUCUCCCUCCCUCCAUUCCACUCUCUCUAAAAAUCAAUGAAAAAAUAUCCUUGGGUGAGGAUAAAUAAAAUUGAUUGUGAUGA
Molecule: messenger RNA, 3100 nt
Organism: Myotis daubentonii (Daubenton's bat)
Lineage: Eukaryota; Metazoa; Chordata; Mammalia; Chiroptera; Vespertilionidae
Product: general transcription factor IIH subunit 2
Biological process (GO): regulation of transcription by RNA polymerase II; nucleotide-excision repair; DNA-templated transcription
Cellular component (GO): transcription factor TFIIH core complex; transcription factor TFIIH holo complex
Molecular function (GO): zinc ion binding
Source: RefSeq, a predicted model, not a curated record